AUGGAAAGUGCGGAUCGAGAUGACAAUAACCUAGCAGAAAGUGAAGUGGACACAGAGUCUGACGAACCUCCGCCAACUUCGUUGAGUAAAAUUGAACGAUCGUUGGGACAAAUCAACUGGUAUAUCAGGGAAGUCAAACUGGUAAGUCACUUAUUUUUAUUCUCUAUGAAUUGAUUUAGUUUAUAAGCUUAACAAUAGUUGUUAAAUAUUAGCUCUUAUUUUUUUAUAAUUGACAUCAUUCUUGUCGCUACUUUAAAUUGUCUUACUCACAUAUUGGAGGUUUAAUUUAUAAAACAUAUUCAGGAAUUACAAAACCUACACAACACAGAUGAUAUUCAAAAGACUAGGACAUUGGCGUUGGAGAGUAUCAGUCAGUCCAAUCGAUUGCUGAAAUGUUUAGAUAAAAGAGUAAGUUCAAGGACCUGAAAGUAGAAAAGGAUGUUAUUAUUGAUGAGCAUUCGAUUUAAACUUUUAUAAUAAUGUAAAGUAAAUAAAUAAGUAAAUGCUGUUUCUAGUAAAACCUUGCUUUUUUAGGACAGACGAGUCACUAGAGGAAGAAUUACAAAGUUGAAGAACAUGAAUUUCAAGCAUUCUACACGAUUACCCACGAUGGUUGAAGCUGAUGAAUCACCGAUGGAAGUCUCUAGCGAUCUUGAGGUUGAUUCUUCGAUUUCAGGACGACAUAUUGAUGUCCUCAAUGGAAAUACUUCUGUAACUGGUCAAAAAGAAGUCAGUGAAGUGGUGGAAUCGCUGUUAAAUGAUGUGAAUAAGACAAGUCUUGAAGGAGGUGACAAUUUGUCUUUAAAUAAUAAUGAUGGGAUUCUAAAGUCUUCAGAAAAUCAAGUUCAAAGACAAAAAGAAGUAGAACAGUCUAAUGAUAUUGAGGUGAAUGAAGCUGUCUUAGCUACAGAAACUGUUGAAAAACAAAUAGAUUCAGAAGUUAUUGGUAACUGCAUUGAAAUUACACAAAAAGUAAAUGAAGACUUGGAAAAUGUUGUAACGACGGAAAAACGGUUGGAUAAAUCAUUAGUAGGUAUCGCAGCUUCAAAGGCUUCAGAAGCCCAGGUUGAGAAUCCAAGCUCUAAUCUAUUACUGUCUAAUGAUACACAGAAUACACAAGUCUCACCUGAAACCCUGGCUUUGUUUAAUACUGAACCUGAUGAAGAAAUGGAUUUUGACGAUGAAGAAGAAUUCGACUCGGAAGAAAGCCUUUAUGGGGAUGAUUCGGAUGAGGAAGAAGUGGCAGAAGAAACACCAAGUCAAAAAGUGGCAGUAACUGAAGUCAGGGAAGGUAUCAAGGAUCUGAGUGUGGAAAGUCAGGAAAAGCAAGUCGAAGAAAGGGUAAGUUACACAAUAAUUGUUUUAUAGUAAUACAAUUUAAAAUUUUUUAAAGAUAUGCAUUAAUUUGGACUAAUUAUAAGAUGCCGUUGAUAAAUCCAUUUUACCUUUUUUUAGGUAUUGGAACCUCUGAAUCCGAUGAGUUUGUUCGGUAAUUCCUACCACAAUUCUUACGGUAGCUUACCGUCGAAUUCAUACCAAUAUUUAUACUCGGAACCGCCAGCAGAAGAAGUUGUGAACCAACAGGAAGAAGAAGUGAUUCCACCGAUUCAACCAAUAUUUACAGAUCACGCUUCUCUGCUGCAAUUUUUGAAAAAAGAAGAUUCAGGUAAGUUUGGUUUGGAUAACGCUAGUUGAACAUAAUAAUAACGUUUUAUAAUUUUUUAAUUUGGAAUAAACAAUUAUUUGUUUUAGGUAACAAUGCUGAUCAAAAUAACGUUAAAAAAGAGGCAGAAGCUAUUCAAAAAACAAGUGUUGUAGUUAAAGAAGAAGAAACCGAGCUUGUAAAUAAAGAUCAAGAUGUGGGUAAUGAAGAUGUCGGUCGAGAUGAGCAAAUGGAUAUACAUGAACAUACGAACGCUGACGCUACGAAUUCAGAAACUUUACAACAUGAGGAUACUGUAGAAAAGUCCAUUGAACCGAAGGUGGAAGAAGCGUCAAGUUCUGCAGAAGACAAUGGAAAGGAAGCACAAGCAGAACAUGUAGCAAGAGAAGCAGAAUCAGUUCGACCGGUCGAUAGAACUCUAAGUCUAAGAGAUCUGUUUGAUGGCGAAUCCAUAGUAGGAAAGGAAAUUGAAAAUGACGAAACUGAUAGUGAUUUCAACGACCAGUCGGAGACGUCAAGACUUUUGGCGCAAAAGGAUAGAGAGUUUGAAGUAGAUGAUCAAUAUAUUGAUGAUGAUGUUAUUGUUGUGGACGACGAACCAACGGGAGUAAAGAAAGAACUUCCAGAGUUGGCACAGUUCUUUGAAGAGAAGAAGUAAGGCUAAACUAAUAUCUCAUAUCUUCAAUUAUGAUUAUUGAAUGUAAAUAUGCUUGCUAUUCAAUUUGAUCUUUUAGGGCUCCAGAAGUAGUGACAGUGUCAUCCGAUGAGGACGUGAAUGUGGAAAUGUCACGGAAAAGGAAGUUUGACACAGAAUCAGAAUGCUCAGAAACCAGAAGAGCCAAGAAGCAGAAGUUAAAUCUGGAAGCCGUUUCGAAUGAAGAACAAGAGAUUCAGAACCGGAGACGGCUGGCAGUCAGAGAUGGCAAGGUGGAGGGAGUGCAGUUUGUGGACGACAUUUACGAAGCUGAAGGUCGGGAUUCUUAAUAUAAUCUUUUAUUGCUAUAUUGUCUUACUGGUUAUUCAUUCUAUAACGAUUAAAUUGUUUUUGAUAGUUAAAUUGGCGUUUUUGGAGGGUGAAUCGUCAUCAUGAUUUAAGUGUUUUGAAGAUUUUAUAUUUGACGAAAUAACUAGAGCUUUCUAAUAUAAUAUUGUUGUAGGGCUUAUGUUUUCUAAUCCUUUUUCGUUGUUUUAUGUUAUAUUUAAUUUCUUACAGCCAAAGGACUGCCUGUGGUCAAAUUGAUGUGCCUUGACGAAUACGAAGGAUUCAGAUUAGAAGCUCCCGAACAUAUUCGUUGCAAACUCAGGUACCAUCAAGCGGAAGCCUUGUCUUUUAUGUACAAGAUGCUGAUUAAUCACAUUGGCGACCAGAAGCAUCAAGGGGUUAUCCUUGGACAUUGCAUGGGUUUGGGAAAGACCAUGGUGUGUAUCUCGUUCCUGUACAUGAUGACAUUACACGAGAAGCUGAAGCAUCACGUCAAGAACGUUGUGAUCGUAUCUCCGUUGAGUGUGAUUCACAAUUGGAAAGAAGAGUUUGUCAAGUGGCUGCCUAAGGGUCAGGAAACAUUUUCUGUAAGUUGAGGGAACAAGUAUAGUGAGUUAAUAUACUUGUGUGUUAUGGUUUAAAAAUUAUUUUUACAGGUAAGUCUGAUCGAAAGUAGUGACUCAAAAGCAAAACGGCAUGAAAAGUUGCGUCGCUGGUACAAGGAUGAUAAGCCGAGUGUUGUUAUCAUGGGAUACGACUUGUUCAAAGGGCUGCAAGUCGAUCACCUUGGCUAUUUGAGUGGAAAUGGUACGUUCCAUCAGAUUAUUUCAACAAAUUAUUAACUCUGUUAACCUUUCAAAAUUUUAUGUGUUUGUAAAAUAAAUGUCUUCAGGGCCAACUUUUCUGAUUUGUGAUGAAGCGCACAUCGCCAAAAACCAGAAUACUCAGAUCUUCAGAGCCUUGUCUCAAAUCAAAACUAACCUCAAAGUGGCUGUCACAGGAACUCCGAUGCAAAACAACUUCAAAGAAAGUAAGUAAGACACUUAUUGAGCUGUUUUUUGUUUUACUUUGUGAUAAUAGAGUAAAAAUAGUUGUAAUAGUACUUUUUAGUGUUUAAUCUGGUCGAGUUAGUACGUGCUGGAGCUCUUGGAAGUUUUAAAGCAUUUGAAAAGUUAUUUGAGGAACCAAUCAAAAGUGGAUCUUGUGUCGACGCUAGUAUUGAAGCCAAGAAGCUGAGAUUCGAAAGAAUUUGCAUUCUGAAAGAGCGAAUGAGAGGAGUUCUUCAUGUAGGUACCUCUAUAACCCUGUUACACUUUUUAUAACGUUAUACUCAUAGUAUAUUAAAUAUUUUAUUAUAGUAUAGAGGAAUGGAGUUUUUGGAGGACCAGAUACCUCCGAAGCACGAAUAUGCUGUCUACUUGACAUUGUCACAAACACAAAUCGAGUAUUACCAGGAUUCUUGA
Messenger RNA from Bursaphelenchus okinawaensis, 4108 nucleotides. Lineage: Eukaryota; Metazoa; Nematoda; Chromadorea; Rhabditida; Aphelenchoididae. The record is from the annotation of a GenBank genome assembly.